Molecule: messenger RNA, 3998 nt
Organism: Colias croceus (clouded yellow)
Lineage: Eukaryota; Metazoa; Arthropoda; Insecta; Lepidoptera; Pieridae
Product: RAB11-binding protein RELCH-like
Exons: 16
Coding region: 202-3666 (1154 amino acids)
Biological process (GO): intracellular cholesterol transport
Cellular component (GO): trans-Golgi network; recycling endosome
Molecular function (GO): protein binding
Source: RefSeq, a predicted model, not a curated record
UAUAGAUAUGGAAACAACAAAAUAUAGAAAAUAAACACGAAAAUUUGGAUAAAAUACGGAUUUCAAAUUACUUGUUAUGAUCACAAUCAGCUGUAACUUAGAUAAUAACCAUUUUAAUGUUUGUAUUUAAAAUUGUCAUAGUCAAACUUCAUACAUGUAUCUUUGAUGAUAUAAUUUCCGUAAUAUUGUAAAAGUGUAAAAAUGAAUCCGUAUAAGGAUUUAGAAGAAAGUUCUUUUGCUGCCGCACCCCAUCUAAAUUAUGAAGAUAUUGCAACAAAGUUGUUAAAGGAUCAUUUCUUUUUGACGGCUCUCGAACUUCAUACAGAAUUGGUCGAGAGUGGCAAAGAACUUCCGCAAUUGAGAGAAUUUUUUUCUAACCCCGGCAACUUCGAGCAACAUGUUUCUAGAGCAUCUGAGAUGAGUUCUAUGCAUCGUACACCCAGCAUAGCCACCCUAGAUUCGUUAGACACUGCUAGAUAUUCUGAAGAUGGUGGCGGUGAUCGCCUCGGGAGUGGUGGAGACAUAGCGGUACUGGAGUUUGAGUUGAGAAAAGCUAAAGAAACAAUCAAUUCUUUGAGAGCCAAUUUGACCCAAUUUGCUGAUGGUGAAUCAACUUUAGAUAAAAAUGUAAAAAAUAAUUUUAAUCAGAAAUCAUUGAAACCACAUGAAAAGCGAGCCCUUAAUUUUUUGAUAAAUGAAUACUUACUUUUACAAGAUUAUAAACUCACAAGUAUUACAUUCUCAGAUGAAAAUCCAGAACAGGAAUUUGAAGACUGGGACGAUGUAGGAUUGAACAUGCCACGGCCCUCAGGGUUAAUAUCAUUGUUCAGAGGCAGUACAACUGCUGUGAAUGUUCCAAAAUAUGAUGUGGCUACACAAUAUGAUAGUGAUUAUUGGUCAGAUGCUGAAUGCCAAACAGAUUUGGACGAGAAUGUCUGUGUGAGCUGUCAAACGACCAUAGAUAAUGAUUCUGAUUGGAACCAUGAGAUACUUAUCCAAGCUGAGGAAAUAAAUCUACUGAAACAGAAAAUUAUUGCCCUAGAAACAGAGAAGUUAAAUUUCCAAAAGCUAUAUGACGCUGCUAUUGUCAGCCUCAACUCAUUAACUAGUCCAGUGUCAGAGAAACAAGUUCUAGAACUACAAAUCCCUAGUGAUAAAUUAAAUGCAGUACAAACAAGGCUUGAACAUCAAUUAGAGAAACCAAUCACUUGUACGGCGGCGGAAAAUCACUAUGGAAGUAGUAAUUCCACUCAUAGUGCUACUCCUGAUCAAUUUGAAAUGAUAGAAAGUGAGAAACAUAUCACAAAGAAAGAGGGCUCAAAUACAAGUUCAAUAGAGCCGGCAUUGCUUGAUGGUAGUGUAAGAGAUUCCCCGCUAAGACGUGGCAGUGUCACCACUCUCGAUGAUAUGCUCAGUAUAAAUGACGCGGGCGAAUGGACGCGGUUACAAUAUGAAUAUAAUAUCGUGGAGAAUUCUAAAGAGAUGUGGAUUGAUAGUGGCUUACCAAAUAAUUUAAAGGAGUCAUUACUGACGUGGUGUAAUGAAACGUUGGACAUGAAUGAAGCUCUAUCCAAUGAUUUGUUAACAGAAUUAGUGAACAAUGAUAAGCCUAUUCUAUUGCCGGCUUUAUUACAACUUGUAGCGGAUACUUUACCGCGGAUCCUGCCACACACAUUAGUCGGUAGGAGAAGCGAAUCAGCAGCCUUAUUAUCAGCGGCCAUUGUGUUGUUACCGCCAGCUGACGCAAAACGGGCUAAAUUAUUGCAAACUUUACUUACGCUGUUUAAGAAACCGGACCCGCCUGACGCUAAAAUUAUAUGUGAAGCAACAUGCCUCAUAGUGAAAUGGGGGGGUAGUGGCGAAGUUCUAUCUUCCAUAGCGGAAUUGCUAGCUUCCAGGUCGCCAGAACGCAGGAUUUUAGCCAGUCAAAUAUGUCUGGCCAUAGCCCCAUAUGUUCCUAUAGAACUAUGCACGUCAUUACUCCUAAGUUUGGUCGUAUUAAUGUGUGAAUCAAGCGAAAUUGAGAUUCGAGUGUUGGGUCUAAGAGCGGCUUGUUUAAUCUGUCCAACGUCAGAACAUAAGUAUGGGCAGUUGGAGAAUAUAAUGUUCAACUUCUUGAAGGACCCCGUUGAUCGGAUUGUGAAGGAUACAGUGGGUGUUUUUGUUCCUGUGUUGGCUAGGAGUGCUCUGAUGGCUGGUAAAUUUUCAUCAUCUCUGUACAGCCGCAUAAUAUCGAGUCUAGUGAAAUCGAGUACAGAAGGCGAAUGGAAGACUGUGCUAUUAUAUCUAGAAGUUCUAAAAGUUCUAGUGCUAGCCAAACUGGCGUAUGUAAUAAAUGUUCAAAUUGUCAAAGAAAUGACCCACAACUGUGAUAUGGAAAUUAACUUACAAGACGUGUUGUUGUGCGAACAAGAGAGUUUUAUAGAUUUACAGUGCUAUAUGAGUGACAGUUAUGAUGCUAAGAAUUUGAUAGUGGCCAUGAAUAGCUUGCUGAAGGAGAAACCGGACGUGCGGUGGGCGGAGCUAACUUGGUUCGUGAAAGUAAUUAGGCAAAUAUUAGAAAUAGCGACCACAUCCAAAAUACUUAAUCACUCUGCAAUAUACGAGCUUCUUAUAACUUUAUUCAGUAGUUACGUAUACAAUUUCGGCGUGCAUUUCACGACAGAAGUGAUGAAUCCGAUAUUCCUGAAUAUUAUUAAUGAUUUGGAGAAUAAAUUGGAAAAACUGCACGCAGUUAAUGUGGACAGUGUUAUUAUUGUUGGUAUAUAUUUAGUCACUAUUGUGUUUUCUGUGGAAGAGAGCGAGCAGCAGUCGGAAUUUUUGCAAAAGUGGGUUAUGUACAGUAGUAUAAGAAGUCUUCCAAGUAAAAUAAUAUCUAUACCACUCAAGUGGCUUGCAAAGCAUAGACCUGAUGCCCUAGAUUUCUACUUACAAUGUCUUAGAGAAUUUUCAGCCAGUAGCUGCGACUCUACCAGCGGCAGUACAAUACGGGUGUACAUAGCUAACUUGAUCACAGAGCUACUGAACAUAGCGCAAGUGAGCGAUGAAUGCAUAGAACGGCAUUUACUGCCGGCUGUUACUGCUCUGCUCUAUGAUGAUGAUGUCUCUGUCCGCGAAGCAGCAAUAUCAGCGUGGGGCAGUGUAACACGAACAUGCGUGGUUCGAGCGCAAAGCACAUCACUCCAAACAGUUUGUUGGCCGCCAUUCGAAGAGCUAUUGAAAUCACGCCCUCUGACGGGCAAAGAAGGCGCGAAAGCUGCUGAAGCGCUUACUUUAUUAGUCCUGCCGACGGUGGAAAGCCAUGCUGUGUCUGAGAAAGCGGUAUCAUUGCUAUGUCUGUUAUGCCACCGGCAAUUAUCGUCUGAACUAGUGGCUGCACUAACACCAGGCUUACAGCUGGCAACACACCACUGCAGCCACCAUCCGGCAUUGUUGCCAGCUUUACGAAAACUAGAAGAAAGCGUUCAAUCCCCAUCCCUCACACAAUACAAGCCGGCCAUCGAAGCGCUACUCCACGUGAUCACAAACGAAACGCCAAGAGUCCCUUCACCAAAACCAGCCACGAACUUACAAGCGGCACAAGAAGUUGGCCGCCGGGUCACACAGAUGUUCCAACAUUCGAAGACUAACAUGAACCUACAGAAUAUAUUCAAAAAGAAAACAUAGUAGCAACAUAUAUAAUAAAUAAAUAAAUUACAUUCAACUGUCACAAAAAAUGUCAAUAAAAAAUAUCGAACCUACUUGGUACUUAAUAAAAAAAAAAAAAAAUAUUGUAAAAAACACUGACCAUAGUAUUACACGGAUCUUUUGGCACUAAGAUAAUACAUUCAGGGGGGUGUGCGAAUGAAACAAGGUUUGCUGGUGAAAAAACAUGUAAUAUUUUCAGAUAAUUUAUUAGGAAUGACCUGUUAUUGUGAUCUUCUAAUUUUUUCUGUAUGUAAAAUAUACCCAGUGACAAUCUUGAGUUCUGACAGUUUAAUCAUUUGGGCUACAAAGCG